Dinoponera quadriceps is the source of this 772-nucleotide messenger RNA. RefSeq names its product iron-sulfur cluster assembly 1 homolog, mitochondrial (gene MagR). Gene Ontology annotation, biological process: iron-sulfur cluster assembly. Gene Ontology annotation, cellular component: cytoplasm; mitochondrion. Bases 38 to 430 code for a protein of 130 amino acids. NCBI's taxonomy places the organism in Eukaryota, Metazoa, Arthropoda, Insecta, Hymenoptera, Formicidae. The transcript has 3 exons. The record is from RefSeq and is a predicted model, not a curated record. Gene Ontology annotation, molecular function: 2 iron, 2 sulfur cluster binding.
UCAGCUGAUCCGAGUUCGUCCUUGCCCUGUCAUAAAAAUGGCGUCGCGCACGUUAGCAUCCGCGACGGUACGAGCCGUGAAAGGAAGGAAGAUCCUCGCGACACGCGCUGCGCUUACUCUGACACCCAGCGCCGUCAACAAAAUUAAGGAUCUUUUGAAAGACAAGAAUGAAUAUAUCGGUCUCAAGGUUGGAGUAAGACAACGUGGAUGCAACGGUCUGAGUUACACCUUGGAAUAUACCAAAGAGAAGUCCAAACUCGACGAGGAGGUGGUUCAAGACGGCGUUCACUUGUUUAUAGACAGGAAGGCGCAACUGUCGCUUCUCGGAACAGAGAUGGAUUAUGUCGAGGAUAAGUUGAGCUCUGAAUUUAUAUUCAAUAAUCCAAACAUCAAAGGGACGUGCGGAUGUGGCGAGAGUUUUUCAGUAUAAUAGUGAAAUUUGGCGUGAAAGUGUUCAUUCGCCAUAGUUAAUAUCUAAUUGACACGUACCUUAGUGAAUUAAGGUACCUUUGACAACUUGUGAUAUAGCGCAGUGUAAAAGCAGUUCCCUUUCUCUCAUAGUAAACAGACCGAUUUCCUUUUAAAUACAACGUGUAGAUAGAUAUGUGUAAAAAAUAUUUUGCAAAUUAUUUUUGUGUAAUAAAAUGAAUAUUAUAUGAUAUUAAAUUUAUAUUAAUCUCAAUGUUAGAGUACUAAUUUUUUCACACAUAUCUUGUGUGUAUAUGCAAUAUUAAUAACGCAUUAAUUAUAGUCUAAUUAGUGUUAUUUUUAA